Messenger RNA from Syngnathoides biaculeatus (alligator pipefish), 2167 nucleotides. It is a transcript of the gene tbx6, whose product is annotated as T-box transcription factor 6. Gene Ontology annotation, molecular function: RNA polymerase II cis-regulatory region sequence-specific DNA binding; DNA-binding transcription factor activity, RNA polymerase II-specific. NCBI's taxonomy places the organism in Eukaryota, Metazoa, Chordata, Actinopteri, Syngnathiformes, Syngnathidae. The record is from RefSeq and is a predicted model, not a curated record. The transcript is spliced from 9 exons. Bases 87 to 2087 code for a protein of 666 amino acids. Gene Ontology annotation, biological process: heart looping; positive regulation of DNA-templated transcription; cell fate specification. Gene Ontology annotation, cellular component: nucleus.
GAAGACCCGGAUGAGGCUCCGGAACUGCUUACUCACUCUUUGCAAGAUGACGAGCUGUGUCAAAGUGAAGAGCCCAGAGGCACACGAUGCUCGGCGUGGACGUGUACCCCAGCUUGGCUCUGGGGUCUCAGAGGAUUGGGGACCGCUUCUACAGAGAUCGGGAGUGUGACGGGGCGGCCAAAGCCCCGCCCCCCGCGAGGCUCGCGGCGCCCCAGCCGGGCCUCCGCGGCGAGCAGGAGCCCCCGACGCAAAAGGACGACGUGCGGAUGGAACUGGAGAACUCGGCGCUGUGGAAGCAGUUCAGCUCGGUGGGAACGGAGAUGAUCAUCACCAAAAAGGGCAGACGCAUGUUUCCCGGCAUGAAGCUGAAGCUGUCGGGUCUGAACCCGUCCCUGCGCUACAUCCUCCUCCUGGACAUCAUCCCGAUGGACAACUCCCGCUAUCGCUUCCAAGGCGGCGGAUGGCAGGCGGUGGGCGGCGCCGAGGCCAGGCUGCCGGACCGCGUGUUCAUCCACCCGGACUCCCCUGCCACCGGGGCUCACUGGCAGAGUCGCACCAUCUCCUUCCACUACGCCAAGCUCACCAACAACACGCUGGACGCACAGGGCCAUAUCAUCCUCCACUCGCUGCACCGCUACCAGCCCAGAGUGCACGUGAUCGAAGCCAGGGACAUGUUGAGUUGGGGUGGGGGGCAGCACUCCUUCGUCUUCCCCGAGACCCAGUUCAUCACGGUCACCGCCUACCAGAACAGCAAGAUCACCGAGCUGAAGAUCAACUCCAACCCCUUUGCCAAAGGGUUCCGGGCCGAAGGGAUGAAUAGCAAAAAACAAAGAGAUGCAAGACAGAAACGGAAACUAGCUGACAUGACGGAAAUCACGGCCACAGUGAAUUGUGACCCGCGUAAGUCCACUCAGCCGACCGCCACCGCCCCCAGCAUGACCGGAGCAGACCUGCAAGCGCUGGCCUUGGCCUCUUUGCCCCCUCUGCCUGCUGGUUUUACCCCAGAUGAGACCCCCUUCCAAGGCACGCUUGUCCCAGAGCAUCCCGCGGACCUCGACCAGGCCUUCAUCGCCUCCCAGAUUCCAGACAUCAACCUCUCCAUUAGCGCUGGGAUGCAGGACGCAACUGGAAGUGAGGUCACGCCAACUCUCAUCGAAAGUUCGGACUCUUUGAAUGAGGCACCGUUCACCUCCAGCUACCCCGCACCUCAGACCAGCUCGCCCUCUUUCGCCCCUCUCGCCCAGCCUACCUCCUUCCCCUCAAAUCCAUCCGACGCUCCCCUGGACUACCCCGCCCUCCUCUCCCCGGCCCUCUCCACGGCCUCCACCGCCUCGCCCUCUCUGCAGCAGACCGCUUUCACCUUCCCCACUCCUCCACCGUCCUCCUCCUCCUCUACCUCCUCGCCCUCCUAUCACACCAUUCCGCCAUCCGACACCACUUUCCCUCCGUGUCAGUCCCAGGACCAAAUGUCGCUGCUCUUGCAACAAGAUGACGCUCUUUCCAGCGGCCACAAUUCCCCCAGCGAGCAAAGCUCGGAAGCUUUCAUUUAUCCGAAUACUCUCCCUUCUAAUCCUGAAUCCCAGACCCCGCCGGGUGCGCCCCCAGCACCCUUCGCUUUCCAACCGCCACCUUUGCAAAACCAGGCCCGUCACCUCUCCAAUCUGACCCAACAAACUCAAGGCCCCGAUCUCUCCGCCCCCUUCCCCCUCCCAUCUUACCCCCUGCCUUUCCAAGCCUCCUCUUGCUUCCCCUCCACUCCUCACUCUCAAAACCUAAACAACGCAGCCCCCUCCUACACGUCUGUUGAGCUGGGCGGCAUGCCUCAGUUCCCCCCCGCCGGCCCCUACCGUUCCGAUAUGAUGCUGCACCCCCACCGCCACCACCACUCCCUGCUCCCGCAGCUGGAGCCACCCCUCCCCAUCACAACUCCCACCCCGACCAUCUACCCAGCCUUCUCCUCCUACCCACUCCGCCUCCGCCAGGACCCUCGCCCGUCUCCCACCAUUCCCCUCGGGCACCUGUACCGACACCACCGCGCCCACGGCCAGGGGUCCUUCCUGGAUGUGAGCUCCAGGCCUGUGUUCUAAAACAAAAACAAUGCCUUGCUCGACGGUUUUGUCUUGAUAGUGCUUUUAGGAGGAAACUAGUCCUGUAGUUCAUUGCGUGU